AUGGAGAUUGUGUCCAUAGUAACCAGUGAUACAAACAAAACAGAGCCUAUCAAGAACAUAUUCUGUUAUUAUACCAACUGGUCCCAGUAUAGAGCUGAACCUGCCAAAUUCCAGCCUCGUGAUAUUGUGCCACAACUCUGCACUCAUAUCAUAUUUGCAUUUGCUAAUGUGGAUGAGAUAAUUAAAACUGCUGAACAUAAUGAUGAAGACCUGUACAAAGAAGUCCUAAAACUUAAGAACACUGUACCUACCCUUAAGGUACUUCUUGCAAUUGGAGGAUGGAGUGCUGCCUCAAAGCCUUUUACAAACAUUGUGGAGAAACUUGAAGGUCGUCGAAGGUUUAUAACACAUUCCUUAUCAUUCUUACGCCACCAUGGUUUUGAUGGAUUGGAUAUUGAUUGGGAGUAUCCAGCAAAUAGAGGUAGCCCUCCUGAGGAUAGGGAAAUGUUCACACAACUUCUUAAGGAAUUUCGAUACGCAUUUGACGUUGAAGGCUCAAUAAAUUCUGCAGAUAGCAAGCUUAUGUUGACAGCUGCAGUAGGGGUUGGAAGACUUGUGUCAUACACUGCUUAUGAAGUAGAGAAAAUAUCUCAUUACCUUGAUUUCAUCAGCUUGAUGACAUAUGACCUUCAUGGACCAUGGGAUGGAAAGCUUGGACUCCAUAGUCCUUUAUAUGGUACCAGUGCAGAUGAUGAGUUUUCUCAGGACUGGGCAGUAAAGGACUGGAUACGCAGGGGUGCUCCAAGAGAGAAACUAAACCUGGGACUGCCAUUUUAUGGACGAAGUUUUGCAAUUUGUAGCUCUGCAGAGGUAAAUGUUGGAGAUAGGAGCUGCGCCUCAGGAUUGCCAGGGAAAUACACCAACACAGCCGGCACUCUUUCUUAUUAUGAGAUUUGUCCCAACUUUGACAAGGGAUGGACAAGACAUUGGCAAGAAAAUCAGAAGACGCCAUACCUUCACAAUGUUAAUCAAAAGCAAUGGAUAGGCUAUGAGGAUCAAGAUAGUAUUGGAAUAAAGACACAGUAUGCUAAAGAAAUGAAACUAGCAGGUGUGAUGGUUUGGAGUUUAGAUUUUGAUGACUUUAAUGCAGUUUGCGACACACGUUACCCAUUACUACGUCGAGUCAAUGAGGUACUCAAUGGAAAUAUGUACAUGCCAAAUUGGUAUAACGACGUGGAUGAUGAUAUCAAAUCUGAAAAGCGCAUAGAGGUGUUAAUCAUGCGUAUUGUUCUGUGUUGUGUGUGCCUUAUAGUAUUUGUGGUUGUGUGGGCAAUCAUAUGCAGGAAGAAAUCCAAUAGAAUGGCGCUGAGGAAAGGAUGUCAGGAAUCACUGGAUGAUACACAAGGUUGUAUGAGGCGACUGUACAAUAGUAUAAAAUACAAACUCUGGGUCAGUUGCUGUUGCAGUCAACUAUAUAUGACCAAAGAAAAGAAAAAGCCAAAGCCUGAACCCAGAGCAAGGGUUCACUCAAUACAAAGUGAUAUGAGUGACAGCUCCUAUGCCACGAUUUCAACUGUGAUGGAAAAUAAGUAUGACGUUCCAAAAUCAUUAAAAUAUGUUGAAGUUAAUUUUCCAAAAGUUGAUAAAAAGGACACCUUGAAAGAGGUUGAUGAAGUGAAUAAAUUGAAAGCUCAGAACUCGGUGGUAUAUUCUCAGAUUCUUCAUGCUAAUAGACCUCAUAAACACCAGCUAGAGAUUUAUCCUGAAUAUGUGAAUACUUCAGAAAUAUAAAUAGUUGUACAUACAGAACUGUGAAGAAUAUUUGUGAAUACUUCAAAAACAUGAAGAACAUGUGUGAACACUUCAGAAAUAUGAAGACAUGGUCUUCAGAAAUAAGAGGGUCACUCAAUAAUUAUUCAGACAGACACUUUCAUUUCUGUUACGUGUAUAUCAAGGAAUUGAGGGGAUGUAAAAUACAGAAUAAAUAUUAUGUGGUUACUUUAGCUGAACCAAUGAUGUAAUAACAGCGAUACUUGUUAAACAAGAAUAUGUGUAGAAAUUUUAGAAAUAUAUCGAUAUUUAAAUGCAUAUGCUUUUGAAAUACAAUGUAUUUAAUAAUAAUAAUGUGUGAAUGCUUCAGAAAUGUUAAAUAGCUCCUGAAUUAAGGAUUUAAGCACAAUACUCAAUUCUUUGUUUCUGAUAAAUUACACGCUUUUGUUGCAGUCUUUAACUGAGGGGUUUUAGUUUUUAGGAUUACAUACACAGGGAGAUGUGCGGACUACUCAAUUUUUACAAAAUUAGUAGUAAUUUAGCACU
Molecule: messenger RNA, 2256 nt
Organism: Owenia fusiformis
Lineage: Eukaryota; Metazoa; Annelida; Polychaeta; Sabellida; Oweniidae
Source: the annotation of a GenBank genome assembly